Molecule: messenger RNA, 9358 nt
Organism: Halichondria panicea
Lineage: Eukaryota; Metazoa; Porifera; Demospongiae; Suberitida; Halichondriidae
Exons: 39
Coding region: 69-9191 (3040 amino acids)
Biological process (GO): cell communication
Cellular component (GO): membrane
Source: RefSeq, a predicted model, not a curated record
GAACGAGGCUAGGUAUAAAACGAACCCAAUUGCAUUAGCGACAACAUAGCUGGUCGAGUCUUCCAAUCAUGGCUAGCUUGCAAAGCUUGUGUUCUGUGCUAGUAUUGUCUGUCUUCCUUCAUACUGCAAUUGGAGCUAGUGAUAACCCCACCCUGGAUGUCAAUCCUAAUGCUCCAAAAACCAGAGGAAGCAGAUUUGCUCUGGCUUUCAUGCAGAAUCACGCACGAACUGCAGCCGUCACAGAACAACAAAUUGGUCUUUUCAUCACCACUGAACAGGAGAGCUCACGUUUCACCCUAGAGACACGAUGGCCGGGAGUGAAUGGAGCAGGAUUCACUGAGACCUCUCCUGGAUCUGGGCUGUGGUCUCGCACGGAAAUCGCUCAACAAGGAGAAUUCACUUUCAUUAAUCUGCCGGCAGGAAGGGGUGGCCAACAAGACAUAGCCGUGCAAAACAAUGGAGAAACCGAUGAAGCUGAAAGACAAAAGGGACUGUUUAUAACAGCAGAAAAUGCAAACGAUGAGCUCACCAUAUAUGUGCUUAGUGAUGAAUUGGUCUCCACUGAUGCGUACAUGGCUAUCAACUGUGUCGAGUUUCCAGGUGCGACAGAUUACAAGUACUUCAUCUUUUCAUCUGAUGUAUUCGGUGGAGAACGAUUUGAGAGUCGAUUUCUCUUUACUCCUUGUCAAGAUGACACUACUGUCAGUGUACAAGCCUCCCAAACCCAAACCCAUCCCUCUUGGGUGCAACCGAGUUCUGCCAACCCAAGUGCUCGAGUCGAAGCAACGUAUGGGAGGACUCUCAAUCGUUUUGACACUGUGAUGAUCAGCAAUCUUGACGAUCUUACUGGCUCUAUCAUCACUUCUGACAAGCCAUUGGCUGUAUUCUCUGGGCAUCAAUGUGGAACUCCUACUGAUGAUGGAACUUGCGACUAUCUUGUAGAACAAUUGCCACCUCAUCCAACGUACGGUGACCUGUUUUUCAUGGCUCCCUUUGCUGUCAGACAAAGCGGUGAACUGUACAGAAUUGGCUCCCUUGGGGCUGGAGCACAAGUAACAAUCAAUUGUGAGUGUUUACCAAGUUCUGCUGAUGGGAAUAAUCGAGUUGGACUGGUUAGCGCUGGAAAUGGUGUUUACACGGCCACAGUGGGUGCAGGACAAUAUGCUGAGUGUCAGACACCUCAGAAUGCUCAGACCUAUUGUUGUGUUACGUCCUCUCAACCCGUUACUAUGGCUUCUUACACACUUGGAAACUUGAUUGACAACCUUCAAAACAUACAGGAUCCACCACUUCCUUUUAAUCCGAUCGGAGAUCCAGCCCUCGUUUAUAUACCACCAGCUAACUCCUAUUUGAAUAGUUAUAGUCUCAGUACAGCCAAAAAUUUGACCACUCAGUUCCAGGGAUUUCUAAGCUACAUCUUGCCCACUCGCAUCUUCAAUAAUUCCCCACAAGAUCAGCAGAGGUUUCGUAUAAAUGGAGAAACAUACAUUCCCGACCAAUACGAGGCUAUCAACUGUUUAGUGGAUGGUUCAAAUGAGGUGUGUGCUUAUGGAGCUACUAGAUUUUUGGGCGUAGGUAAUUUUGACAUUUCUUACGACAACAUUGAAAGUGGAGCAUUCUGGGGAUUUGCAUAUGGCUACGCUCGAGAGGUUUCCUUUGCUUAUCCUUUGCCUUUUGAAAUGGAGCCAGUUGGAUUGGCCUGGAUUCGAGCAGUGGAUCAAGUUGUACUGGAAACUGUUGGAACGGUUGAUCUCAUGUUUAGUAUCACCCGUGGUGAUCAAUCAGAGCGUAGUAGAGCAUUUGCUGAGACUCAAGACCUCUCAGCCAUAGAAGGCUCUGAUUAUAGUGAUCCUCCGCCACAAAGAAACGGUGGGCCCGAACAAAAUGGCAAUCUGCGAUGGGGCAGAGGUGCUAUGACCCCUAACACUCCAUACGUAGUCACUAUUUUGGAUGAUGACAUUCCAGAGCCAGUGGAAGUGGUGGAGGUGAUUGUGCAGUGUGUUGCAGGAGAGAACUGCUACCUGCCCAGAACUCGAUACACCAUUACCAUUAUUGAUGAUCAAGGUGCCUGUCUUGACCUACCUGCUUUCUCUGGUGGCUCCAUCUCAUACAACUUCAGGAUUUUCCCAGAGAUUGGUGGUCGACCAUACGGAGCAGUUGCCACGUACGAGUGUGAUGAUGGAAGUAUUUUGGUUGAACCAACAAGGACUUGUGAGAAUGGAGCGUGGUCAGGAAGUGAACCAAGCUGUGGGAUGCCUCCAGCAGGUAUUGAGAUUAUGUUUAGCAUGGCAAUAUUCUCGUUUGCUGAGAAUGUUGUGGGUGGUCAAGGCUUUGUGGAUAUUGUGAGCAACAUACCAGCUACACAGAGCUUCACGUUCAACGUUAAUGGAGGUCCCAGCACUCAAGACUUUGUGGUUACGUCGGCAGCUGGUCUUCCUGGUCAGGUGACAUUCCCUACCGGCCAGACAUCUGUCAGAGUACCGUUUACCAUCAAUAACGAUGAGGUUGGUCUGGAGGAUCUGGAGAGCUAUUUAGCAUCUCUCUCUCUCACCUCUGAGGCUAUUGCCGCUGGAGUAUCUCUGGGAGCCAUCUCUCAAGCCAGUGUACAAGUGGUGGAUGAUGACGAGGUCCGUCUGAGUGUGGGUCAGACAACGUACAGUGCUCAAGAAUCUGACGGCUCAGUCACUCUCUCCUAUGUGCUCAACCGAGAGGCUGUCAGAGACGUGUCAUUUGAUGUCAUCAACACUGAUGGAACAGCCACUGGAGGUGGUGUCGAUUAUGACUCUGCUGGCUACUCUCUGAACAUUCCUGCCCGUCAAACUAGUGUGUCCAGAACCGUUGCCAUAACGAUGGACAGUCUAGGAUUUGAAGGAGACGAGAACUUUGUCAACGGCAUAUUCAGUAUCAGCACUGUUGGUGUGGGGGUGGGUGAUCCUGCUGCCAUGGUUACCAUUCAAGACUCUGAUGGCAUUGAGAUUACGUUUAGCAUGGCGAUAUUCUUGUUUGCUGAGAAUGUUGUGGGCGGUCAAGGCUUUGUGGAUAUUAUGAGCAACAUACCAGCUGCACAGAGCUUCACCUUCAACGUUAAUGGAGGUCCCAGCACUCAAGACUUUGUGGUUGCGUCGGCAGCUGGUCUUCCUGGUCAGGUGACAUUCCCUGCCGGCCAGACAUCUGUCAGAGUACCGUUUACCAUCAAUAACGAUGAGGUUGGUCUGGAGGAUCUUGAGAGCUAUUUGGCAUCUCUCUCUCUCACCCCUGGGGCUAUUGCCAGUGGUGUAUCUCUGGGAGCUAUCUCUCAAGCCAGUGUACAAGUGGUGGAUGAUGACGAGGUCCGUCUGAGUGUGGGUCAGACAACGUACAGUGCUCAAGAAUCUGACGGCUCAGUCACUCUCUCCUAUGUGCUCAACCGAGAGGCUGUCAGAGACGUGUCAUUUGAUGUCAUCAACACUGAUGGAACAGCCACUGGUGGUGGUGUCGAUUAUGACUCUGCUGGCUACUCUCUGAACAUUCCUGCCCGUCAAACCAGUGUGACCAGAAGUGUUUCCAUAACGAUGGAUGGCGUAGGAGGAGAGACACCCCCUGAAACAUUCAAUAAUUCUAUCAGUUCGAUCAACACAGUUAGUGUAGCCGAUGGUCCAGCCGAGGCUACUGUCCAGAUCAUGGACUCCGAUGUACCAGUUACCGUGUCAUUUGGAGAAACUGAAUACAAUUUUGUUGAGAACGAGGUUACAGGCACUAUUCGAGUGGUGACCUCAAGACCCUCUCCUGUUGACUUCUCAUUCACCGUUACUGCUCCUCUCAGUGAUACCCAGUUCAUAUCCCCGUCUGGUGGAUCUAUUGAUUUCACUGCGACUUUCCCAGCCGGUGCCAGCUCGUUUGACAUCACAUUUCCCAUCACUGACGACGUCGUUGCCCUUGAGGCAGUGGAGGAACUAAUUGCCACACUGAGCCUUAACAACGUACCUACUGGAGUGGAACUCGGCACACCCAGUACGACUGUUAUCAGGAUACAAGACGAUGAUGAAUUUUCUGUCGGCUUUGUGAAUGACCAAGUGUCGGUUUCUGAAAGCAAUAGUAGUGUUACCCUCAACAUUGUGAGCACUCCAGCCGCUCGUCCGGUAGAAAUCACCGUUAUCACUCAAGACAUUAUUGGCGGAGUAAGACCAGCAACGGCUGAUAUUGACUACAACAUGACAAUGGCAGAGAUAACCAUCCCAGCGUUUGCAACAUCUGCUGGCUUGAACGUGGGGAUUAUUACCGAUGUCAUUGUUGAAGGUGAUGAAGUUUUCAGGGCUGUAAUAGUUGGAGCAGCAGCUGACGAGGAACCAUUGCCCGUUAGUCAGCCCCAGAGUGAGGUCACUAUUGUAGACGAUGAUGUGGUGAGUGUCAGCUUCACCAUGGCAACCUUCUCUUUUGACGAGGGAUCUGGAACUGGCUCUGUAACUAUUGUCAAGAAUGGUGCAACCAACUUUCCCUUUGAUAUCAGAGUAACUGGAGGUCCCAGUACACAGACUGGCAUCACUGUGAAUGCAGGCGGUAUUGACAGCAUCAUCACAUUCCCUGCUGAUCAGCAAAUGAUCACUAUCGACUUUCUUAUUGGUGAUGAUGACGUGGGGCUAGAAGUGUUGGAACGAUACAUUGCCAACUUGGAGAUCAUUGGUUCUCCCAGUGGAGUCGUUACCGGGACGAUCACUUCCGCUGAGGUGCAAGUGAGAGAUGAUGAUGAGGUGUCAGUUGGAUUCAAUGUUGAAUCAGUGACAGUGGAAGAAAGUGAUGGAAUGUUCAGAAUGUGUGUGCGUCUGAACAGACCUGCCGCUGAGAAUAUCAUUGUCUCCUUGGCAACACAAGACGGCUCUGCUAUAGAUGGACAAGACUACAAUUCCUCGUCCAUUCCCUCUGAGCUACUGAUAGCAGCUGGUGAGACAGAGGCAUGCUUCAUGGGUGACAUCAUCGAGGAUGGAAUACCAGGCGAGGGUACAGAGUCCUUCACCAUAGUUAUCACUGGAGUGGAUCAGUCUGGAGUAACCAUCUCUAGAGACACAACUCAAGUUAUUAUACAAGACAGCGAUGAUGGUUCUUGCGAUGCACUACCUGGUAUUGAUAAUGGAGAGAUAUCGUACAAUAUUGACAAACUGGAUAACUUCCCUGAUGGCACUGUGGCCACCUACACCUGCAACAGUGGCUACAUACUGAUGAACGGAGACUUAAUGAGAACCUGUGAAGUACAAGUAGGCUCUAGCCUCGGAAGCUUUGGUGGAACUGAACCAGAGUGCAUCCCUCUUUGCGAUGAGCUUGCAAUGAUAACCAAUGGAAUGAUUGUCUACAAUGCUGACAUGACUGCUCCUUACGACGUUGGAACUGUGGCCACCUACAGCUGUAACCCAGGUUUUGAGCUAGUGAUAAAUCCAGGCUCUGAGAUGAGGACUUGUGCGGAUGCUGGUGAUGGUAGUGGUGCUACAUUCAGUGGACAAGCUCCAACUUGUGAAGCUGUUUGUGAUGAGCUUACAACGAUAACCAAUGGAGUGAUUGUCUACAAUGUUGACAUGACUGCUCCAUACGACCUUGGAACUGUGGCCACCUACAGCUGUAAUCCAGGCUUUGGGCUCAGGGGAGGAAAUGUGAUAAGGACUUGUAUGGAUGCUGGUGAUGGUAGUGAUGGUAGAUUUGAUGGAGAGGCUCCAACUUGUGAACCACAAUGCCCCCCUCUGCCAGAGAUAGCCAAUGGAAUGAUCUCUUACCUUCCUGAUAACACUUCUGAUUAUGACGUCGGAACUAUGGCCAUUUAUGUUUGUGAAGAUGGAUUUACCCUCAGUAGAGACGAGACUAGAGAUUGUCAAUCUGAUGGAACAUUUUCUGGAAUGGAACCUGUUUGCUCUAUGACUCCUGUUUGCGAUGAGCUUGAGAUGAUAACCAAUGGAGUGAUUAUCUACACCGAUGAUAUGAUUGCUCCUUACGAUCUUGAUACUUUGGCCUCUUACAGAUGUAACCCAGGUUUUGUGCUCAGGGGAGGAAAUGUGGUGCGAACUUGUGUGGAUGCUGGUGAUGGUAGCGGUGGAAGAUUUGAUGGAGAGGCUCCAACUUGCGAACCACAAUGUCCCCCUCUGCCAGAGAUAGCCAAUGGAAUGAUCUCUUACCUUCCUGAUAACACUUCUGAUUAUGACGUCGGAACUAUAGCCAGUUACGUUUGUGAAGAUGGAUUUACCCUCAAUGGAGACGACACUAGAAAUUGUCAGUCUGACAGAACAUUCUCUGGCAUGGAACCUGUUUGCUCUAUGACUCCUGUGUGCACUGACUUGCCUGCUAUUGCCAAUGGAGAAAUUAUGUACAGUUCUGCUGACAUGCCACGACCGAUAGGGACAGUCGCCUCAUACACUUGUAAUGAUGGCUUUAACAUUGCCGGCCCAGUGAGCAGAACUUGUGUGGAGAAUGCUGGCUCUGGAAUGUUCGAUAUGACAGCUCCAACUUGUAUUCCAAUUGAGUGCGAACAACUAGAGCCCCUUGCAAAUGGAGUGAUCACAUACGAGCUCGAUACUGUGGCCCCCUAUUCACUGAGCACAAAUGCAAACCACGUGUGUAACCGUGGCUACAGACUGGUGGGUACGCAAGUGCGGGUGUGUGAGGAUGUCGGUGCAACUGACGGGCAGUUUAAUCAAGAGGCUCCAAUCUGUGAACAAAUCACUUGUGAUGAUCUACCAGCUUUGGCCAAUGCAGUCAUUAGCUACAGCAGUUCCAUCUCCCCUCGACCGGUAGACACUGUAGCCACUUAUGAAUGUGUGGAUGGGUAUACUUUGGAGAGUUCCGUCACAAGGACUUGUCAGGAAGAUGAGAUGUUUGAUGGAGAGGAACCUCGCUGUGUCUUGAUACCUGUUUGCGUUGAGCUGGAGCCCCUUGUGAAUGGAGGCAUUGAUUACGGUGGUAGAAAUGAUCCCUUCUCAGUGGGUACUGUGGCCACUUACUUCUGUAACACUGGCUACGCUCUUGUUAACGGACCUGAUAGCAAAACUUGUGUGGAAUCAGACGAGGGAACUGGAGUAUUUGACCCACCUCAAACACCAACCUGCGACCCUGAAUGUGAUCAGAUCUUUGUUCCACCAAAUGCGAUUGUGACCUACAACACUGAACCUGUCCCACCAUUUCCUGCUGGAGCUUUAGCUAUGUUUGAAUGUGUUGAUGGAUUCAGCCCAGGAACUACUAGCCCUGGACAACCCUUCCCACGACCUGGUGAGCUGAUCUUGCUCGAGUGUGGCGAGAUAGUAGAAGGAGAGGGAGGAGUCUUCGUGAGGAACGGAACAUCUUCCCAAAUUGAACUCAGCUGCACACGUGAUUGUGUAGAGCUCCGAGCUAUAUCUAAUGGGAUGAUCUCGUAUUCUCCUGACAUGACGGCUGACUACUCUGCUGGAACAGUGGCCACUUACACGUGUGACGAUGGAUUUGAACUGGUACCAGGAGUGGGCAACUCAAUGAGGACUUGCCUACCAGUGGGACAGGUGUCUGGUGCUGAUCUUAGGUCAGAAUUUGAUGGAGCAGAACCAAGAUGUGAACCUGUAUGCAUGGAGCUUAUGGCGAUACCCAAUGGAAUGAUCUCGUACUCUCCUGACAUGACUGCUCCAUACUCUGUGGACACUGUGGCCACUUACACUUGUAACAGUGGUUUCCGAUUCGUGGCUGGAUCCGGAGUGGGUGACCAGAUGAGAACUUGCACAGAAGUCACAGAGAGUGAGAGUACCGUGGUUUCAGGGGCAACAUUCGGUGGCAUGGCUCCAAGCUGUGAACCAGUUUCCACUAACAUGACAACCUGCACUAUAACUGACCCGAUGUUGGUGUCUCCGUUUACACGUUCCACCAGCUACACAUUCAUGGGCACGUGUGAACACACCCUCCUCCAGUCAUGUGACGACAGCGUGGACUUCAUGGUCCGCACUGACUUCCUCACAGACAAUAUGGAUAACGGAGCUGUCGGAGUUUUCAUUGAUGGAGCUUCGUUUAUCAGUCGGGAGAAUGGUAGUUUCGAGAGCUCUGAAACCUCAUCUUCGAUAUCUGGGGUACCUGGUCGUGUAACAGAAGUGUAUGCAGACUCCAAUGUUGAGGUGGAGAGAGGUGACACUUACACUGAGAUUAGAGUGGGCGGAGGAAUCGGAGUCAAUGUUCGACACAAUUAUGGUGACCCCUCUUUAAUAAUUGUGACCGUGGUUACUGGUAGCUCCCUGGGAGAGACGUGUGGAUUGUGCGGAACUCAGAGUGGAGACCUGAGGCGUACCAACGGAACCAUCGCUGAAAUCACUGACAGGGCACAAGUGGAGGCCUUCACAAUGGACUAUCUCACUGCUGCCGAUCAACAAGCCCUCCGUCCAAUCAGAAGAGAAUGCAGUGCAAUCAGAAAUGACACGGUGAUUGGAGAUCCUUUAUACAGUGUAGCUCUCACUAAAACUAAUGGUGGACCCGACAAUCUCUGUUACGAGGUUCGAGGGAGCACGAAUCAAAACUAUAAUCUGAUCUCUGAUGAGUGUGUGAGUGUAAACGCCCUCUAUCAAGCUAUGGAUAUUCCCGAAUUUGGCAACAUCAUGGGAAGUAUUGGUGUACGUGCAGAGACAAAUGAUGGACGAUGUUAUAGUGUUCGUGUUGAGAGAGAAGGUUGUAGAGCGUUGGCAUCAGAUGGUGUGAUGAAUCCAGCUGAGAUUAAUUCUACUUUUGUAGCCGGAGGUAUCUCUGUUCGUAGGUAUCCCAACAGGGUUCGAAUUUCUGCCCCUAACUGCGACCAGGUGACACUUGUUAUGUGGGUGCGUUGUGUGACUAGAGAGGGUCAGGACAUGCUUGACUUUGCUGUGUCUCGUGGAGCUAACCUCCGACCAACUUCUCACGGCUUGUUAGGUCAAUUCUGGAACAUUCCCGUGAGCUCCUCCCCCAUUAACGGGUCCUUCUACACAGUGACCGUUAACCCAGACGACUCUUCUGCUAGAUCGUUCACAGCGGAGAUUUUAUCCCGUACCUGGGACAAGAGACGAGAAUCGUGUCUCUAUGCUGGCAACUCUCAGGGUGGUUCAUACAACGAGCUUCAAGACUCCUCUUUCCCAGCAGACAGUGUUAUCCAGGGCAGGUUCAGCGAGUAUCAAACAACUGGGCUCUAUGCUACAGCUUGGAGAUACUCUCAAUUUAGAUCUUCUGUUUGCUCUGUGGGGAUAAUUGAAGCCUAGAGCUUCACGUCUACUCUGAACAAUUAACAUUGCAAUUUAGCAUUAGGUGUAUUAUAUAUAUAGUAUGUAUUACUCAUUAGAAGAUCACUAUUAGAAUUUACGAAAUGUGUGUCUGUGUGUAAUGUAUGUAUCAGGUAUGUAUCAGUUAUGUACAUUCUCCAAAUUGA